Molecule: messenger RNA, 1024 nt
Organism: Metopolophium dirhodum (rose-grain aphid)
Lineage: Eukaryota; Metazoa; Arthropoda; Insecta; Hemiptera; Aphididae
Product: cuticle protein 19-like
Exons: 2
Coding region: 143-550 (135 amino acids)
Cellular component (GO): extracellular matrix
Source: RefSeq, a predicted model, not a curated record
ACCUAUAGUAGGGGCUUACAAAAAGUAGGUAUAAAUACCUCAAACAAAUUUCAAAUAUUCAUCAGUUCUCUUUUCAUUACGAAUGAAAACACACGCUCCAUAGUAUACUACAUUAAAGUCUAUAUUCACCAACAUUUUGAAAAUGGCUGCUAAGUUGAUCGUGUUCGCUGCUCUGUUCGGGCACCUGGCACUCGCCUACCCACCAUCGGUCAUCGAGCACAACGGUUUCGAGACGAACCACUACGACGACGGCCACUACGCCCACGCACCUACACCGUACCACUUCGAGUACGCCGUGAACGACCCGCACACCCACGACAUCAAGAGCCAUCACGAGUCGAACGAUGGACACGGAAACGUCAAAGGCUCGUACAGCCUCCUGGAAGCCGACGGUUCCACCAGGGUGGUCACCUACACCGCCGACCACGAACACGGUUUCAACGCCGAAGUGAAGAAAAUCGAAGCUCCCGCUCACCACCAUUACGAAGCACCUCUCGCCACUAGCUACCACGAGCCAAUCCAUCAUUCGUACAAACCGUACCAAUACUGAUAAUGGCACCGUCUGCUGUACAUCGUCAUCUCGUCGUCGUCCGGACAUCAUCGUUUCGUGUAUAAUACUUUCAUCAUAAUCUUUUGUAAUAUAUAUUAUGUUUUUUUUUAAUAAACCGUCGUCCAGCACUAUUUUAUAAUAUCACGGAAUAUACCUACUACCAUCACUCCAACGCCACCAACUACCACGAGCCAAUCUAUAGCGCCUAACCGUCUUCACACUUUCACUCAUACUGAUGAAUAGGACGCUACGGCUAGUUGUAAAUUCCACCAUACGUACCUUUUUGUUUUUAAGUGUGUAGGUAUACAUUCCACUGGUAGGUUUUUCUUUAAUAUGAACUAUUCAACUUCUAUUGUAUAAUUUUGUUUGAAAAAUGUGUUUGUACAUAUUGUUUUACAGAUUAUAAUUAUUGAGAAAAUUAAAUAAAAAAAAUUAUUGCUCAUACGAAUAACAUUUCAUGAGUUUGACACUGUA